Rhagoletis zephyria (snowberry fruit fly) is the source of this 1118-nucleotide messenger RNA. RefSeq names its product Tetraspanin 97E (gene Tsp97E). Lineage: Eukaryota; Metazoa; Arthropoda; Insecta; Diptera; Tephritidae. The record is from RefSeq and is a predicted model, not a curated record. Gene Ontology annotation, cellular component: membrane.
GCAACGAAGCAAAACAUCGAUAUUUUCGAUGCGUCGAUGUUUUUCCGACUUCCCUAGCUGGAAUCAGUUGGUGUAGUAAUAAGCGGAAAAAGUUGAAUAAGGAAAUAGAUUUAGUAAUUUUUUGAUAACCAAAAGUGCAAAUAUUGUGAAAAUGUGCGGAGGAUUUACCUGCUCGAAAAAUGCGCUAAUUGCGUUGAACAUUUUGUAUGUGAUGGUGGGAUUCCUGUUGAUUGGAGUUGGCAUUUAUGCACGUGCCGCCUCCAUAGUCACAAAUUUACCGAUUGUGGGUGGAAUUUUAGCCUGCGGUGUAAUAUUGAUAUUAAUUUCCAUACUUGGACUGGCAGGUGCAGUGAGGCAUCACCAAGUUAUGCUAUUUUUCUACAUGAUUAUCUUGUUUAUUCUAUUCAUCAUUCAAUUCUCCAUUGCAAGCUCUUGUUUAGCUGUCAGUUCUGAACAGCAAAAAGAGUUCGCUGAAGAAGGCUGGAAUAAUGUACCGGAUUCUAUGCGAAAACAAGUGCAAGAUACUUUUCUCUGCUGUGGCUUCAACUCAACUAAUACUGGAAUGUCCUGUGAAGCUGUAAAUAAACAAUGUUGUCCUAAUUUAAUUAGUGUUUGCUCGUGCGCACCUUGCUUACCCGCAUUGGAGGAUAAGAUCAAUUAUGCUUUUAAGUUAUGUGGCGGUUUGGGCAUUUUCUUCAGUUUCACUGAGUUUAUUGGAGUUUGGCUUACAGUGCGUUAUCGAAAUCAAAAAGAUCCACGCGGUUUGCCGAGUGCAUUUCUAUAAAGUCUUAUGCACCACAAGAGCGUAUUCAAUCAAUAAUGAAUAACGUACUAACAUAUACUAAUACGCGUUCAUACAUAAUAUAGAAGCCAUCUGAUUUCUAUAAAUCAUCUCUUGAUUAUAUAAAAAACGAAACCAUCGUUUUAGGUUUUGAAGCAUUUAUAUAUACAUAGGUACAUGUAAAACAUUCCUACAUAAUUAAGAUAAAAAAAUCAUAUUCCCACACAAACAUACAAUAUUUGUUAAAAUGUGCUAAAAGCGUACACAUAUAUGAAAAUACAUAUUUAUAAUGUCAGUGUUCACCCUUCCCUGGUUAUCAGGUUAUAUGGUUAAAAAU